UUCUGACACGUGAUAUCACACUUUAAAAACCGUGGUUUAGAUUCAGUGGGCAGCUUUCACCUCAGCCAGCAGCUUCAGCUUCUCUCGUUUGGCUCAGGUCACGCAGGUAAAUAUGCUGAGAGGUUUGUUUCUCACAUUGCUGUGUGGGGCAGCAGUGGCUCUGUCCGACCCAAAUCUGGACCAACAUUGGCAGUUGUGGAAGAAGAAGCAUUAUAAGUCUUACUCCACUGAGGUUGAGGAGAUGGGUCGGAGGGAGAUUUGGGAGAGAAACUUGCAGCUAAUCAGCCUGCAUAAUCUUGAAGCCUCGAUGGACAUUCACACCUAUGACUUGGCCAUGAACCAUAUGGGAGACCUGACUAGAGAAGAAAUCCUGGAUAUGAUGGCUGGCACUCGUGUGCCUCGUCGCCUAAAGGAGCGGUCCUCAUUUGUGUCUUUUGCUGGGGUUCAAGUACCAGAUUCGGUUGACUGGAGGGAAAAGGGUUAUGUCACUAAUGUGAAGCAACAGGGUUCAUGUGGUUCAUGCUGGGCAUUUAGUGCUGCUGGUGCCUUGGAGGGUCAGCUGAUGAGGACCACAGGACAGCUGGUGUCUCUUAGCCCACAGAACUUGGUGGAUUGCUCCUCUAAGUAUGGGAAUAAGGGGUGCCAUGGAGGCUUCAUGUCUCAGGCCUUCCAGUACGUCAUCGAUAAUGGUGGUAUAGAUUCUGAUGCGUCUUACCCAUACAAUGGAAUGGACGGACAGUGCAAAUAUAACCCAUCAGAUCGUGCUGCCAACUGCACCAGUUACAGUUUUCUCCCAGAGGGUAAUGAGGAGGCUCUGAAAACUGCUGUGGCCACCAUCGGACCAGUUUCUGUGGCUAUUGAUGCCACUCGACCACAGUUUAUAUUGUACCGCAGUGGAGUCUACUAUGACCCAUCCUGUACCAAGAACGUGAACCACGGAGUGCUGGUUGUAGGAUAUGGCACAUUAAAUGGAGAGGACUACUGGCUUGUGAAAAACAGCUGGGGCACUGGCUUUGGAGAUGGAGGCUACAUUCGCAUGGCUCGCAAUAAGGGCAAUAUGUGUGGUAUUGCCAGUUAUUGUUGCUACCCCAUCAUGUGACUGACUAACUGAACCUUUUAAAAAAAAAAAAAAAUCCUUUAUGGCUUUAUUUUGCUUUAAUGUAUUCAUUUUAUAUCAUUUUUAAAUCAUGUAUAUAAAAAAACUGAUUUAUUUUUGCUUAAUAAAUAAUU
Molecule: messenger RNA, 1230 nt
Organism: Astyanax mexicanus (Mexican tetra)
Lineage: Eukaryota; Metazoa; Chordata; Actinopteri; Characiformes; Acestrorhamphidae
Product: cathepsin S
Exons: 8
Coding region: 113-1099 (328 amino acids)
Biological process (GO): immune response
Cellular component (GO): lysosome
Molecular function (GO): cysteine-type endopeptidase activity
Source: RefSeq, a predicted model, not a curated record